AUGAGUCGCCCAAAGAAAUAUCGAACGAAGAAGGAACUCAAGCAGGCCAAUAGGGAUAAGAAUAGGAGGUACUACGAAAGAAACAAGGUGGAAAUCAACAAACGCCGGCGUGACAAGAGAUCUGGCAAGGCAAAUAGAGGAGCAGCCAGAGGAAAGGAAACCGUGCCCAAAGACCGAGAAUCGGUAGAGACCAAUACAUGCCAAAGGGAUGUUGAUGCUCAAGACCUCGAGAGGACGGUCGUUAUGGCUAAGGAAGUGUAUCAGGGAUACCUGCGAAUGAUUGGCAGGGAUGGAGUCAAGUUUAUGCAGUCUCUGUGUCGCCAGGUUCUCGCCCUCUUCAAUAAUGGGGAAGGUGCCCGACAUGUGCGAGACUAUGUAUCCCGACAAUCGUCCAAAUUCGACCCCUGGAGAAGAAAAAUUGUCGAGUUACAUGGAGAGGUUCUGCAAUUCCGAGGAGUUAAGGAUGUCAUUGCACAGCUCGAUCGGUUUCUGCAGGACAUAGACCGUGUUCAAGGGUGGGUCGACGACCUGGAGACCUACCUUUUCACGGGUGCCGAUGAGUUCACCCAGGCUUAUGCUAACAACGAGUUGCUCUUUCAACGAACCUAG
Messenger RNA from Coprinopsis cinerea okayama7#130, 609 nucleotides. RefSeq lists its product as hypothetical. NCBI's taxonomy places the organism in Eukaryota, Fungi, Basidiomycota, Agaricomycetes, Agaricales, Psathyrellaceae. The transcript has 4 exons. The coding region runs from base 1 to 609 and encodes 202 amino acids. The record is from RefSeq and is a predicted model, not a curated record.